UCCAGAUUUUAUUACUCAACUUGAAAUACUAUUAUUACAAAAAUGUGAGAAUAACACCCCUUACCACAGUAACCAGAUAGUUUCGUUCCUCAAAAAUGGCUACUACCAUGAAGACAGUGGCGGUUGAAGAUGUCAAUGUUACUUUUGAAGACCAACAGAAGAUAAACAAGUUUGCAAGAAGCACAAACCGGAUGACUGAACUGAAAGAUGAAAUAGAAGCUAAAAAAAAGUCUUUACAGAAUUUGGAGGAUGCAAGUGAUGACAUCAUGAUGCUGGAUGAUGACUCCUUACGGAUCCCUUAUCAAAUCGGGGAUGUUUUCAUUAGUCACACCCAAGACGAAACGCAAGAGAUGUUAGAAGCUGCAAAGGAAGCACUGAACAGGGAGAUAAAAGGGCUAGAGGGCCAGGUCUCCUCCAUUCAGCAAGUCCUAUCUGAUCUGAAGGUUCAGCUCUAUGCCAAGUUCGGGAACAACAUUAACCUGGAGGCAGACGAGAGCUGAAGCUGCAGUAUAUGGACAUGAUUUCACACACACUCCGUGUGUAAGAGACGUUACAGUCGUUUGGAAGUGCGCUACAUUGCCUUACACAGUGUCUGUUUUUUCUUUUUGGAAAUAGCCCAUUUCAUCCUCCUUUCGGAAUGAAACCGUUCACUUGCUUUUGGAAUUGAUUUCUUUUUUUUUUUUUACUGUCAAAGCCGCAGAGAAUCUUAAUGAUUAAAUGUGUUAAUAUAUGUGUUAUGUGUGCACACAUGUACGGGGGACAAAGUGGAAAUGAAAAAGCGCUGAAAUAAAGAAUGAAAUUAA
Messenger RNA from Conger conger (European conger), 803 nucleotides. RefSeq names its product prefoldin subunit 4 (gene pfdn4). Gene Ontology annotation, biological process: protein folding. Gene Ontology annotation, cellular component: prefoldin complex; cytoplasm. The coding region runs from base 96 to 500 and encodes 134 amino acids. The transcript has 4 exons. Lineage: Eukaryota; Metazoa; Chordata; Actinopteri; Anguilliformes; Congridae. The record is from RefSeq and is a predicted model, not a curated record.